CUUUUAAGGAAAGUGGUUCUCACAGCUGCAGUUCGCCACUGCACGGACGCGCGCACACACAACGCGCGCGCGCACACGCACGCGCUUCCUCUACAACUGGACGGACCGAUCGCAGCUCCCUUUCUCCUCGCCAUUCAUCUCGUGUCCGUUUCCGCGUGCGUCCACCGUCCGUGCCGGUGCGCUCUCGCCGGAACAUCGUCACUAGCAGCCCGGACGUCGCUGCCACCGCCACCGCCGCGUCGCUCUGAGUUGGGAAUUUUGUGGACGCAACCAUGACCGAAGUGGCACACAAGGCAGAGCGGAUCCUGGCGUCGACGGGGAAGCCGGUGCAGAGGACGUACGUCCCGCGGCUGUCGACGGGCGACGACGGCGAGGGCGACGUGGUGAGCCGCUUCGAGCAGAACCGGCAGGUGAGGGAGGACCGCUCGCGGCGCCGCUGCAACGACGAGCGGCAGAAGCGCAACGAGCAGUUCCGUCGUGAGAAGGAGCUCAACCGGCGCAAGCAGGAGCUGAAGCAGUUGCUCGCGUCCGAUGACGAGGAGGAGGCCAAGCCGGCGCAGGUGAAGAAGACGUUCGUUCCCAAGCUGUCCGGCACGGUGAAGGGGAAGUUCGCCGAGAUGGAGAAGGCGCGCGCCGAGGACGAGCGCAAGCGUGCCGAGGAGGAGCGGCGGCGGCGCCACGAGCAGGACCAGAUGGAGAAGAAGAAGAUGCAGAAGGAGCUCGCCAAGAAGCUCGCCGAGGAGCAGGGCGGCGGCAGCGGCGUUGGUGCCGAUGCCGACUCGGCGGCACCGGUGGCGGCGGCUGAAGUGAACAAGACGCCGGGCAAGCUGAGCGUCAACUUCGAGAGCCUGAAGCGCGCCGAGGACGAGGAGGCGCUGCGCAGGAAGGAGGAGGAGAAGAAGCUGCGCUACGAGGAGAACCGCCGCUCGUUCCGCGAGUCGAAGCGCCGCUCGUACCUGGCCAUGGACGAGGAGGAGGAGGAGGCGACCGCGAGGGCGCAAGCGGAGAAGACGGCGCUGGCGGUGCCGGGCAAGCUGCAGCUGAGCUUCGAGGAGCUGGAGCGCCAGCGCCGUGAGGAGGAGCGGCGGCGCACCGAGGAGGAGGCGCGCCGGCGGCUCGACGAGGAGCGGCGAGCGUACCUGGAGGCCAGGAAGCACGAGGGAGAAGGAGGCGACAGCUUCAUCGACGACGACGGUGACGAGGUGGAGAGCGUCUCGUCGGAGGCCUCGUCGGAGCUCCGGCCGGGCAAGCUGCGGCUGAGCUUCGAGGAGGUGGAACGACAUCGCCAGCAGGAGGAGCGGCGGAGGCUGGAGGAGGCUCGCGAGCGGCUGGAAGAGGAGAAGCGCGCCCUCCUGGAGGCACGCCGAAGCAUGGCGAUGCAGUGCGAGGGAGAGGAUCGCGACGGGAGCGCGUCGCCCGCGGGGAGCGCCAGCGACGAGGCGCUGCCCGGCAAGCUGAAGCUGAGCUUCGAGGAGCUCGAGCGACGGCGCCAGGAGGAGGAGACGCGGAAGGCCGAGGAGGAGGCGCGCCGCCGCCUGGACGAGGAGAAGAGGAGCUUCGUCGAGGCUCGGCGCAGCAUGGCGCUGGACGACGAGGACGCCCAGGAGCUGCGGCGUGGCACGAGCGGCUCCAGCGACUCGCUGGGGCCCGGGCGGCUGGAGAUCAACUUCGAGGAGCUGCUGCGGCUCAAGCAGGAGGAGGAGGCGCGGCAGCACGACGAGGAUCGCCGCGUCAAGCUGGAGGAGGAGAAGAGGGCCAUGGAAGAGGAGAAGCAGCACAUGGAGCCGGACGAGGUGAACGAGAGCUCGGAGACGGUGAGCAAGGAGUACGAGGAGAUCAAGACCCUCAAGAGGACGGGCACCAUCAAGGCCAAGAGCCUCAAGUCCAAGUUCGAGCAGAUGGAGCAGCUCUCGGGCGAGGAGAUCCGGCGCAAGAUCGCUGAGGAGCGCGCACGUCGGCAGGCCCUGGAGCAGGAGCGGCAUGACCUGGAGGCGCAGGACUUCACGCUGGAGGAGGAGGUGUCUCACCCAGUGCGGACGGUGGAGGCGCCGUGCGCACGCCGCGCCGACAUGAAGGCUCGCUUCGCCGAGAUGGCGCUGGCGCGGGAGGAGGAGGCUCGCCGCAGGGUGGACGAGCAGAAGAUGCAGCGCAUGCGCUUCGAGCAGCAGGAGAUCGACGCGGCGUCACUGUCGCCGAAAGAAGGCGAGGAGGAGGACGGGACCCCGAAUGGAAUGGGCCUCAACGGGCCGGUGGUCAACGACGACGACGAGCUGACGCGCUCCGGGGCCCCCUGGUUCAAGCGACCCCUCAAGAACACACAGGUGGUCGACGGCGAGCCGGUGCGGUUCCUGGUGCGGAUCGUGGGCUCGCCGCGCCCCGAGGUGACGUGGUGGUUCGAGGGCGAGCCGCUCGAGGACGGCGAGGAGUACCAGUACGUGGUGCGCGGCGAGGACACCUACUGCCUCUACCUGCCCGAGACCUUCCCGGACGACGAGGGGGAGUACAUGUGCAAGGCCGUGAGCCCCAAGGGCUCCGCAGCCAGCACCUGCAUCCUCACGAUCGAGACGGACGAUUACUAGAAGCAUCGGGCAUCCCCUGUGUCUUCCGGGGGACGGGUCUCGGCCUAGCUGUACAUAAAACACUCGUCCACGAUUCACAUCGCACGACGCCCCCUCUCUCGCAUUUCCCCGUUUCUUUUUUUCGCCAUUGAUGUUGUUGUUUUUUUUGAGUCGGAUAUCGGCGAUUUCAUGACCAUAACCUGCUUCCUGUGCUCAUGACGGGCGUGCGAGUUGCUAGAAAGCACCGCUAUUUUCCACCUCUUAGUUAAUUGGACUUUGCGUGAUAUUUUUAAGUGAGUGAACAUUGACGGCGGAGAUGAUGAUGAUGAUGACGAUGACGACGCAAGGCCCGGUUUGAUUUUGUUUUUGUCCAUUCGCGCCGAAUAUAGUUGCCACCCUCAUCGGGGGUAGGAGCCAGCGGUAACAGGCUGGCAGUUGGCACCCGUGGCAAGCAAUUGAUGCCCUCUAACCGAGAUCUGGUACCGGUGUUGCCGUGCUGAACUUUUCUGCGGUGUGCGUGCUGGGCGCACUGCUUUUAUAGAUCGAGCGCUGACUGCGAAAUUGCGUUCGGGGUUUGGUCCGCAGCGGGAAAAAGUCGGCCAAAUGUGCACCGCUCGCUCGCUCAUAUAUUCACCCACUCAUUCACCUCCCCCACCCCUCAUCGAGUCACUCGUUGCAUUUGCCGAAGUCACUCAGUACCCCUCACCCACUCACCCAUCCACGAGGGUGGUGCUUCUGAACCUUUACUGCAACCCUUGGGUUCUCAGUCGUAAAAAAAAAAUGUACAAUGUUAAUAAAUACAUAGGGGUUUGAUGAAACGAAACAAGUUGUCACUUACGUUUCCCGUGCUUAAUUUGUGUUUUCGAUUAUUUACCUUAUAAAAAAAAUCUGGCCACGUCUCGCUACCCCCUGAAAGGGCAUCUCUCGCACCACCUGGGGCUGCUUGCAUCCCCAGGUUAAGGAGAACCACUGCGCUAGGGAUUGCCACCUGCCCAGAUUUGACCCGGACGCUCCGAGGUUUGGCAACUCUUGACCGCAUUAUUGCUUUGAGCUUUAGUGCAGUGGAACCGCACGCUCUCCGUAAUGGACCGAGUGCCGACGGAGAAAUCUGUCCAGGGUUUGAGUCUCCGGCGCAAUGAGGUGGCCGUGACCCUCAGCCCGUUCCGCACCUGGGCAAUCGUUAGAAUAUUUAUAUAUAUACCGGAGGAAUCCGAUGAGGAGUCAGAACCUUUUUAACAACAACAAACAAUACAAAAACACGCGCAUCGCGCGCGAUCUCUUUAAUCUCCAACCGUCGCCCUCAACCUGCCGCUUUGUCCCACAUCCGAGGGAGUGGCUGCGCGCGACUUGCAACCUGACAACACUCGCGGCCGGUUGCGUGCGACCGGUUGCGUGCGACCGGUUGCGUGCGACCGGUUGCGUGCGACCGGUUGCGCGCGACCGGUUGCACGCGACCGGUUGCGUGCGACCGAGCUGUACAACUUAACCGGUCGCCCCGGUGCCGACGAGCCGGAAGGAAGGACCUGCCGGUGUUGCGCUCUCUCGAUGCUCCAGAGGCGGAUCUGGGGGGCGGGGGGGGGGGCGCGGUCUCCAAAUGUCCAGAUUUUGUUAAAGGGCACCCCCACUAUAUUAUAAUAAAAAAAACGCGAUGUUUUUUUUUCUCCGGUAAAUAUAAAUAAAAUACCAAUUUCCCUGGGUUUUCAAACAGAGGUGAUCGCCCCCCCCCCCCACUUCCCUCCACCCCUAUGUGUAUCCGCAGCUGCGUUAGCCUCUCACGUGACUGUCAACAUUCGAUGUCGUGGUCGUGCUUCGUGUCGUCGCAGCGUUGCGCUCCUGAACCUCCUGCACGGUAUCCAUGCCGCAGCCUGCACCCCCCCUACCCCCAGCCCCCAGCCCCCGUGAAAACGUUUGAAGGCAGCCAGUCUAGAACGCUUCUGCUCAAUCAAGACGGCUGGACGUCUUCGGCAUCUAAACAAAAGUACGCGCGUGACGUUCGGAGGCAAAAAAAAA
Messenger RNA from Petromyzon marinus (sea lamprey), 4568 nucleotides. The record is from RefSeq and is a predicted model, not a curated record. Lineage: Eukaryota; Metazoa; Chordata; Hyperoartia; Petromyzontiformes; Petromyzontidae.